CUCCGGCCCCAAUGGCCCCCUGUUCCCGGGUCCCUGUGAGCACUCGGUGGCUUUGUUCCGGCCGUGGGUGUCGGUUAUUGAAGUUUGAUUGGGAAAUUUGUCUUAAUGCCAGAUGGUCAUCACCUCAGUGGAAUAUUUUGGAUGGGAAAAAAUCCAGUGUGGUGGAAAUGCCUGGGAUUUAUUGUGCUUCCUGGAUCCAAAGGUCUGCAUGCUCCAGGCCAGGAGCCUGACCAGGAGGGAGACACAAGAGGAAGAAUGGCUGCAGGAUCGCUGACAACCUGGUCACAGGACUCGGUGACCUUCGAGGAAGUGGCAGUGGACUUUUCACAGGAGGAGUGGGCACUGCUGGACCCUGCUCAGAAAAUCCUGUACAGAGACGUGAUGCUGGAGAACUUUAGGAACCUGGCCUCAGUGGGGUAUCAUCUCUGCAAACACAGUCUGAUCACUGAGGUGGAGCAGGAAGAGCUGAGGCCAGAGCAGAGAGGAAUUCUCCAAGGUGCAUAUAGAGACCGGGAUACUCAACUUAAAUCAAAAGACGCAAUUCUUACGCAGAAUGUUCCUGGGGAGAAAACUUCCAGUGGCAUAAAAAUGGCAGCAACUCACCCUGAUGAGAAACCAAUGGAAUUUAAUCACUGUGGAAAAUUCUUCAGAAAGAACUGUCACCUUAUUUGUCCAAGAUAUUGCAAGAGAGAGAAAUGCUACAAAUAUAAAGAAUAUGGGCAAGACUUUGGCCAUCCCUCAACUCUUAGGAGUCAUGUGAGUACUCACACUGGAGAGAAAAUUAUUGAAUUUAAUGGUUGUGGAAAAAUUUUCAAUCAAGAGUCAUCCCUUAGGAAACACUUAACUCUCACAGGAGAGAAAUCUUCUGAGUGUAAUCAACAUCUAAUGUCCUUCAACUUACACUCUUCCUUUUCAGUACAUGAACAAAUACCUACUGGAGAGAAACUCUGUGAAUGCAGUGACUAUGGAAAAAGAUCUUCCCUUAGUUUCCACAAAAAAAUGUGUAUUGUGGAGGAAAGCUCAAAAUGUAAUGAACAUGGGAAAGUUUUCACUGGCCCCUUGUCCCUUCAGAUAUGUGUGAGACCUCACACUGGAGAGAAACGUUAUGAAUGUAGCAAUUGUGGGAAAGCCUUUGUUUUUCAGUCUUCCCUUAAGAAACAUGUGAGAUCACACACUGGAGAGAAACCUUAUGAGUGUAAUCAUUGCGGAAAAUCCUUCAGCCAGAGCUCUCAUCUUAAUGUGCACAAAAGAACUCACACUGGAGAGAAACCCUACGACUGUAAGGAAUGUGGCAAGGCUUUCACUGUUCCUUCAUCCCUUCAGAAACAUAUGAGAACCCACACUGGAGAGAAACCCUAUGAAUGCAGUGACUGUGGGAAAGCCUUUAUUGAUCAGUCAUCCCUUAAAAAACAUACACGAUCUCACACUGGAGAGAAACCUUAUGAGUGUAAUCAAUGUGGAAAAUCCUUCAGCACAGGCUCUUAUCUUAUUGUGCACAAGAGAACUCACACUGGAGAGAAAACCUAUGAGUGUAAAGAAUGUGGGAAGGCCUUUAGGAAUUCCUCUUGCCUAAGGGUACAUAUGAGAACUCACACAGGAGAGAAGCCCUAUAAAUGUAUUCAGUGUGGAAAAGCAUUCAGCACCAGCACUAACCUUAUAAUGCACAAACGAAUACAUACUGGGCAGAAACUAUAUGAAUGAAAUGACUACAGGCUAGCCUUAAGGGGUCCUUCACAUCUCACUCAUUUUAGAACUCACUCUGGAGAGAAACCCUAUCGUGACCAAUUUAGAAAGCCUUCAGGCACAACUCUUAAGUCACGUUGUACUGGGACCAACCUUAUAAAUGUUAUGGUUCUGUGAUUGUAUUUAUCAGUGAGUGUUUAAUCUUUAAAGUGUGACAACUCAUUAACUGAUGAGUAUUAAAGAUUAUACAGCACUCUAAAUUCCCCUUGAUCUACAUCACAAAAGUUUUGAUAUAUAAUGUUUUUAUUGUAAUUAAGUACUAAAUAUUGUCCAUUUCUCAUCAAGAUGUCUUGGACCAAACUAUAGGUUAUUUAGAAAUACAUAUUUUAAUGUGCAGACUCUGUGCAAAUUUUAGUUAUCUUUUAGUUAUAGAUUUCUAAAUUAAUUGCAUUAUGCACAGAAUGCAUGGUCUUCGUGAUACAGAUCCUAUAAGACAUAGAUUCAAACAGAAAAUUAUUAGAGACUUGCUACAUGGCCUAAUGUGUGAGACACAAGAAGUUGCUGUCCCAGUAUCCAUUCCUCCCCUCCUUCUUUCAAGUAACAAAACUACAACUGUGUUCAAAUUAGCAGUGUGGACAGUUCGUAAGGAUUCAUCUCCCAGCUUUCCUUGCAGCUGUGAGUGCCCAUGAGCCCACAGUCCUGGCCAAUGAGAAAGGAGGCAGAGGUCACUGCUUGUGGGUUCUAAAGAAUUCCAUGGAGAUGGGAGCAUCGCAUCUGGCGUUUUCACUUUACCAUUUGCCCUUUGUCUUAUCUUUUCUUUUUUCCUAGAGAAUAGACCAAUAGGAUGACAGUCAUACACUACUGAUUAUAUAAUAAGGACAUAAAAUAUUAUUUAGCUAUGUAUAAGCAACUAUGGGUUGCUUACUUCUGGACUUCUUGUAACAUGAAAAAA
Balaenoptera ricei (Rice's whale) is the source of this 2635-nucleotide messenger RNA. RefSeq names its product zinc finger protein 177-like. The record is from RefSeq and is a predicted model, not a curated record. Lineage: Eukaryota; Metazoa; Chordata; Mammalia; Artiodactyla; Balaenopteridae. The transcript is spliced from 8 exons. Gene Ontology annotation, cellular component: nucleus. Bases 106 to 1701 code for a protein of 531 amino acids. Gene Ontology annotation, biological process: regulation of transcription by RNA polymerase II. Gene Ontology annotation, molecular function: RNA polymerase II transcription regulatory region sequence-specific DNA binding; DNA-binding transcription factor activity, RNA polymerase II-specific.